Molecule: messenger RNA, 6789 nt
Organism: Lagopus leucura (white-tailed ptarmigan)
Lineage: Eukaryota; Metazoa; Chordata; Aves; Galliformes; Phasianidae
Gene: ZBTB47
Product: zinc finger and BTB domain containing 47
Exons: 5
Coding region: 79-2133 (684 amino acids)
Biological process (GO): regulation of transcription by RNA polymerase II
Cellular component (GO): nucleus
Molecular function (GO): protein binding; RNA polymerase II cis-regulatory region sequence-specific DNA binding; DNA-binding transcription factor activity, RNA polymerase II-specific
Source: RefSeq, a predicted model, not a curated record
AUAGUCGAAAAGACAACUGACUACCCUUCAGCCGAGUACUCCCUGGUGGAGGAUGUAGCCCUCCACUUCACGUGUUUGAUGGACAGACUGAACGAGCAGCGCCUCUUUCAGCCGGACCUGUGCGACGUGGACAUCGUGCUGGUGCAGCACAAGAGCAUCUUCCCGGCGCACAAGGGGGUCCUGGCAGCCUACAGCCAGUUCUUCCACUCCCUCUUCACCCAAAACAAGCAGCUGCAACGCGUGGAGCUCUCCCUGGAGGCCCUCACUUCUCAGGGCCUCCAGCAGAUCCUCAACUUCAUCUACACCUCCAAGCUCCUCGUCAACUCCUGCAAUGUGCAGGACGUGCUGAACGCGGCCGCCGUGCUGCAGAUGAACAACAUCGCGUCCUCCUGCCAGGACCUGCUGGACACGCGCUCGCUCAGCCUGGCUACAGACAUGGCCCUGCCCGCCGAGGGCUGUGCUGGCCCUCCUCCGUAUUACUGUGAGAUCAAGCAGGAGGUGGACACCCCUCACCCCAAAAUCUACGCCCGGGAGGGCACUGACCCCUACUCGGUGCGGGUGGAGGAUGGGGCGGGUGGUGGGCCGCUGCCACCAGGACAAGCCAAGCAGUACUACAAGGAGGAGAAGGAUGGAGGUCCGGGUGCUGUCUGCAAGGUGGAGGGCGAGGAAUCCGAGGAGGACUUGGACAGCCAGAGCUCCUACAACCGGGAGCAGAUCAUCGUGGAGGUGAACCUCAACAACCAGACGCUCAAUGUCUCGAAGGGCAUGGAGGGGAAGGCGGCCGCCAGCGAGGCGGCUGUGAUGGGGCGGCCCGAUGGAGAUGGACGUGACACAGAGGAGGAUGGGGAGGAGGAGAACGAGGAAGGGGAUGAGGAGGAGGAGGAAGAGGAGGAUGCAGAGGUGGGUGAGGAGGAAGAGGAGGAGCACAGUGAGGAGGAAGACCUGGAGGAGACAACAGAAGAGGAGGAGGAGGAGGAGGAGGAUGAAGACGCAUCAGAGGUGAAAAGGGAAAAGAGUGGGCAGACCCGCAGAGGAAGCCGAGCGUCCAAAGCCACCAAAUCUGCCAUGGCCACCCGGUCCCAGGAGAUGGCCAAGACAGAAGAGGAGGAAGAGGAAGAAGAGGAAGGGCAACGAGGGCGGAAGAGGAAGAAAGAGCAAGACGGGCUGGGCCAGAAGGUGAAACUGGAGGAGAAGCAGCACUACCCGUGCAAGAAGUGUCCCCGGGUCUUCAACAACCGCUGGUACCUGGAGAAGCACAUGAACGUCACGCACAGCCGCAUGCAGAUCUGUGACAAGUGUGGCAAACGCUUCCUGCUGGAGAGUGAGCUGCUGCUGCACCAUCAGACCGACUGCGAGAAGAACAUCCAGUGUGUGACGUGUGGGAAGGGCUUCAAGAAGCUCUGGUCGCUCCAUGAGCACAACAAGAUCGUCCACGGCUACGCUGAGAAGAAGUUCUCCUGCGAGAUCUGCGAGAAGAAGUUCUACACCAUGGCCCACGUGCGCAAACACAUGGUUGCUCACACCAAGGACAUGCCCUUCACCUGCGAGACCUGCGGGAAGUCCUUCAAGCGCAGCAUGUCCCUCAAGGUCCAUUCGCUGCAGCACUCCGGGGAGAAGCCUUUCAAGUGUGAGAACUGCAACGAGCGCUUCCAGUACAAGUACCAGCUGCGCUCCCACAUGAGCAUCCACAUCGGCCACAAGCAGUUCAUGUGCCAGUGGUGUGGCAAGGACUUCAACAUGAAGCAGUACUUUGAUGAGCACAUGAAGACACACACGGGUGAGAAGCCCUACAUCUGCGAGAUCUGCGGGAAGAGCUUCACCAGCCGCCCCAACAUGAAGCGGCACCGCCGGACCCACACGGGCGAGAAGCCCUACCCCUGCGACGUCUGCGGCCAACGCUUCCGCUUCUCCAACAUGCUGAAAGCCCACAAGGAGAAAUGCUUCCGUGUCAGCAACCCCUUGGCAUCGGACACAGCGGUCCCUCAGCCUGCUGCCAGCCCGGCCCCGCUGCCCCCCGGCGUCUCCCCGCUGCCGCUGCUUCCUCCCCUGCCACAGACCCUCCCUCCUCCUCCUCAUCUACCACCCCCGCCUCCCCUGUUUCCUGCGGGGAGGAUAAAUUCAAACAACAACUAGGUGCCCUCCCCCUGCACAGACUGCUCUGCCCUUUGGAAACACCCGGGGAGACGUGGCUUCGCUUCCUCUCUGCCCCAUUCCUCCUCCUCCUCGUUUUGGGGUUGUUUUGGUGUUUAUUUUUCUUUCUUUUUUCUUUUUUUUUUUUUGUUUUCCCCUACAAAGCCUUUCCCUGUGGGGAGUGGGAGCAGGAAGAAGUCCCCAAGGGGCUUAGAUGUGGAGGGGGGGACUGUAUGUAAGGGUGCAGAUAAAAGACUUCACUCUCUAUUUCAUCUUGGCCAUGGAGCCCCCUGACAGCCCUCCACCAGCACUCCCCAUCAUAGGGAAAACUGGGAAGAAAAGCGUCUCCCAAGGCAUUUUUCCCACUGAGAGACAGUGAUUUGACCCAGCAAGGUGAUGCAGGCACCACUGGCUCCAUCCCCAGCUGAGUUGCUUAUUCCAGCCCUUCCUGGUUGCCCUGUCACUAUGCAUUGCAUUCAUCUCCACGUCAAGAGGUCGGUGGGGCUCAGAGGGACGCCAUGCUGUGCCAUCGGGCUGCCAGCACUACAGUGUUUAUAAGCAGAAAUCUAGCUAGUGGUGCUUGAAUCCCUGUACUGUAAAGCUGGUCUUUCAAUCAAGCUCUUUCCCCAAGAGUUGAGGUGUGCUAGCUUCCUGGCGGCAUGCAGCAAAGCAGGUGUCCCCAUUGACAGCCAUCAUCUGGCCUUGCUAGCAGCCCUCUCCUUGUCUUCCUCCCCCAGCGCAGGUUUUUCUCUCAACAGACAAAAGCACAACACUGGUGCUGUGUUUUGGGGGCAUGGGCAGCCUGCUGCCCUUUUGUCUUUGGGAUGCCCUUCUCAUCCCAUUGAGAGAUGGGUUUCUGGAGAAACUCUGGUGUUUGCAGAGUGGCUUUGGGAGAGCUGGGAUGGCCUCAGGACCAGUGGGAUGACACCAGGAUGUAGGAGUGGGAUGCAACCGGUCCUUGGCAGAAUCAGCCCAGAAUAGUGCCUUAACAAUCCAAAUAAACCCGACCUGUGGGUGAGCUCCAUGUGUUGGCUGGGAGCUGCUGUGUCUCAACCCAGGCAUUAGAGUGGAGGCAAGGCCUUUUUCUUGCCAUGUCAGGAAAGCCCACUUUGCUCUACCAAGCUUCGCCUCCCCAUAGGGUCGGCAGUCCCUCACAGGGAUCAGAAGGGACUGAUGUGCCAGAGAGGGCUGUGGUUGGCUUGGUGGUGCCCCAUGGUGUGGGUUAAUACGUCUUUGGCCACGCUGUGUUUGUGUGUUUCUCUCCCAGCGAUCUGUGUGAUGCUGAAGUGAGGCCGGCCUUUGAUUUCGCUUACUCAUGCCAGCAGAGAAGAAUUGUGGUCUUGAGUAAGGGAGGAGCUGGAAUUCUAUUAAGGCUUUGCUGUUGUCUUCUUGGUGAAUGCUGGGGUCCAAUCUGGGUCUCCUGCUGCUGCACUUUGCCUUGGGAUGUCACAUGUUGCUCUGAACAUGACUCUGUGGUCUCUGGUACAGUGUCACUGUUGUGGGUUCAUUUGGGGAGCACUGCAGGAGCUGCAGAGCCUCCAGCAUGGGCAGAGAGGUGCCAGCCCGGGUGUAGGGGAUUCCUUGCUGCUCAGGGCAGCUCUGCAGAUGUAUGUGGAUAUCAGUCAGGUUGCAGAGGAGGCGGUGAGGAGGUUUCUUGGUGGUCAGGAGUGAGAGAGGACAUUGGGUGGGCUGCAGGAGCCCUUUCUUGUGUGCUCCUGUCUGGGAGGUAUCAGGGUGCUGGGGAAGGUGAAUCACACCUGGCCCUGCAAGGAGUCUUGGUGCUUCGUCUCCUGGACCAAAUGAGCAAAGCCCUUGUGCACAUCUCCUGAACUGGGCUUAGGAGUGUGUAUGUGCAGAGCCAGGAGAGCUCAUCAUCAUGCUCAGGGGCGUUGCUGGACAGGGAUGUGCAUUGAGACAGGUCUGAGGAAUGCUGGCUGCUCUGAAAGAAUAAUGUUUGAGCUAACAGCUUGGGUGACCAGUGUCCCCUGCUGGAUGACUGAGUGGUGUCCCCAUGCCUGACAUCCCUGGAGAGCUUGCUGUUCUCAUGGGUUGUUAGCACUUUGUAGCAACAGUUUGCUUGUCACUGUACAGGCUGGGGUCCAGUGUACCAGGAUCAGUAGCAGGGCUUCACCCUCACUCCCCUCUGCCUUUGAGCAGGGGGAGGAUGCGAUGGCUUAGCUGCCUCGAUGUAUUUAACCUUCUCAGAUGGGUAUGAAGAGCUUGGCCACUUUCCGUCCUUCAUGACCCUGGCAUGGUGCAAAGCUUUCUCAAACACCCACCUGUGAGGGACAAGUGCUCAGUUCUUGGGGCUGUUGACUUUUUGAAGGGACCAUGACCCAGCCUGGGAGGUGGCUGCUUUGGAGGAGCUAUCAGUAAUACCCCCGGAGGUACUGGAGGGCCUCGGUAGAGCAAUCUGUGCUGUCUCUUCCUCCACUGCCUCCCAGACUUUAUCCCUUUGGGCUCCCUCACGUUUCUUUCCCCUUGCACUCGGCCUUGAGAUGGGAUGGGAGCCUGCACCACGAGGAGACUUCACCUUGCCUGUGUGGUCUCUUGUGAUGAACCCCAUUGGCCUGCCUUCCUGGUAGACUUCUCCCCAAAUAAAUCCCCCCUCCAACACGCCCGUGCUCCUUUAUCCGCUCAUGUGGAGGUGGCUUUCCCUAUCCCUGUCCUCAUCCUCUCCCAGCAAGGACCUGUCCCACUUGGAUGCUGACAUGGGGUGAGAGCUCUUUAUUGGAACUAACAAAGCCAAGUUUGGUCCAGGUGAGAUGAGCAGGUGCAGAGCGCUUGCCAUCCCUCAUCCUACAGCAGCCAGGCCUCGCCACAUCCAUGGGAAGCCUCACGACUGAGCUCGACCACCUCCAGUCCCCUUCAAGAGACGCCCGGAGAGCCACUUGGAGACAUUGAGAUGUGACCAUGCACACAGCACUUUGGAGAACCAGAUCCCUGCUGUUCCCUCCCCGCUUCAAGGCCUGGGCAGCUCCUAGGAGUCCAGCGUGGCCUCCGAGCCCUUUUGUCUGCACCCUUGUUUGGCCCUGAUGUGUCCUGUCAUGUCUGGUGUUCGUUAACGUUCUCAAAUGAGUCGCUCUCACAGAGUCUUGUCCCGCUUUCACCCCGGUUGGACCAUGUUGGCACCCUUUAGGUUAGAUGGGGGAUGAGACAGGAGAGUCGGGCCCGUUGUGUUCAAGCUUUUUAUAUUUUAUUUUAUUUUUUUAUUUUUAACUCUUGCACCUUAACCUCUCACAUCCCUUCUUCGACAGACUGCGAGGGUGGAGAGGGGCUUGAUUCCCAUUAUGCAGCUCACAAAUACACCCCAAUGCGACGUUCGGCCGACGGCUCUGCCCGCACCCCAGACCUGUCGGCGUUUGGUUUUGAUUUUCCCUUUGGUUGAACUCUGGGGAGGGAUGGAGCUGGGCAGGGAGGGUUGUUUUUGUUUUAUAUAUCCCAGGAGCCUGGUAGCACAGACCAGUUAGCCUCAUAAAGUCCAUGAGGUGCAGCUGGCCCUUCGGACCACAGCCAUAACCCAAGCGCGAUGGGAAGGUGAUGGACUGACAGAUGGUGGGAACGGCUGUGACAGUGCAAUAGAGACGAGCAUCCGCUGCUAGACAACUCCACUGAUUCAACUCUUGGUUUGCCUGAAGUCAAGAGGGAAGGACAGAUGGACAGAUGCCCUUGGUUCACACGGACAGAGAGAGCUUCCCCAAACGCAGCCCUGCCUGAUGAGACACAACCGCAACGGAGUUGGGUUGAACUUACAAGGAAAGAACUUUUUCAAAGAACAGGAAAAAAAAACAGAAAUAAGAACAACCUCAGUCGCAUGGAACUUGAAGGAAACGAACGAAACCCCAAGCACUUGCCUCAGAACUAGUUUCUCAUGCCUGGUGUUUGGCUCUGUAUUAUUUUAUGACAUUCAGUAUCAGUUGCCCAAACAUGCCAACUUAAGAGUGUAUUGGUGGCUCUGCUAGUGUGAACAAACUAAACGAAGCACUUUAUUCUGUAUAGAUAAGGGAAGACAGGGAGGGGAGGGGAAGCUUGGAUGCGUUUCAGAAGCGUCUUAAGUAACGUUCUAGGAAAUGUAUUAUUAUUAUUAUUAUUAUUAUUAUUACUUUUUUUUUAUGGCCAUGUGUAAUCAAUAUAUGUUUAUCUCUAACGCCAAGUACAGCAGUUACUCUCUUUGGGAUGGUGUGAUGAGGGGGAGGCCAACCCUGCUGGUUCAGCCCGUCAUUGUGAGGCCACCAGGGGCGAGUUUUGCCUUGUUGUUGGCUCCAUUGGCUGAUGCCCGGGAAGUCCCAAGAGGUGCAUCAACGCUGCCUUCCAAGCACAGCUCACAGCCAGCCUUGGCACCACGACCCCAGCAUGCAUCGCCAUCCUAAGCUGUCAUCAGCCCACAGGUGCUGGAGCUGCUCUCUGGGCUGCCCGCGAGCACGACGAGCCGUGGUGGGCUGUUCUGGGGUGUCCAUAGAGGCCAGGUCCUUGGCCGUGCUUUGAAACCUGCUUUUGGCCUCUCACCAAGGCACGUUCAGGGCUUCCUGAAAGCGGUGAGAGGACAGAACUGGGCCUUUCCACUGCGUUCUCCCGGUCUAGAAGUGUUACGACUGUUACCAAAGAGGUUGCAAGUGGAAGGACUGAAUCAAUAAACAAUUUGUCUUUUAUAAAAGAAAA